AACCACAUAAACAGCUUCACCCCUUGACCUCCCAGACAUGAUCUACGCCAUGUACGACUGCCAUGUUCACUCUCCCGGCACCAUGACGACGAUUGGCAAGUUCUAGCCCGUUGGACCGCGCAUGACAUGACGUGGAUGGACGUCUCCAAUCUGCUAUCGCAUCGAAUUAAUAUAACGUUUCAAAGGAAUGCGGACAUUCAUAUCAACAGAUCAGAGAAUGAGCAUAACUCACUCCGAGUGUAGCCGAUGUCUACCGGCCUAAAAUAUCAGGUGUCUGGCCAAAAUCCAGAUGAAAGUCCUGCCAGUCGUCCCAAAUACUCCGAAGCAUCCGUUCUUCCCGGGAUUCAGAAUGCAAUGAACAGGGUUCCUUCAACCUCUUUGCUCUUGUUGCAUAUCCUCAUCUUCCUUUGCACCCUCAUUCACAUGCCUAUUCGUCCCUUCAUGAGCACGAUGCAUGGCCUUCUGACUACAUGUGGAUGCAUCCCCGGGGUACCGACGGAUAAUCAUAAUCUGUAUAGUGCACAACCCAACAUAGGGCGGGAAAGCCAACAACCUGUGCAUGGGCUGAUACAAAGACCGGCCCGAGGAUAUCCAUGCGGGCAGUGCACUGCCCACAUUGGGUGAGGAUAGAGACUCCGUACCCAUAUCACAUUGUUGCCUAGCAUGUAUCCACUGUGAUCAGAGCGUAGUCCAGUACUCCGUA
Aspergillus ibericus CBS 121593 is the source of this 703-nucleotide messenger RNA. RefSeq lists its product as uncharacterized. NCBI's taxonomy places the organism in Eukaryota, Fungi, Ascomycota, Eurotiomycetes, Eurotiales, Aspergillaceae. The record is from RefSeq and is a predicted model, not a curated record. The transcript has a single exon. Bases 247 to 624 code for a protein of 125 amino acids.